Molecule: messenger RNA, 447 nt
Organism: Meloidogyne enterolobii
Lineage: Eukaryota; Metazoa; Nematoda; Chromadorea; Rhabditida; Meloidogynidae
Source: the annotation of a GenBank genome assembly
AUGUUCGGAGUUAUUAGCACAAUUAUUGUGUGGUUAUUAAGUUUAAUGUUUGGCCUUUACAUUUACAUUACAACACAAAUGGAUACAGACACAUUUAGUCAUCCAGUCGUUUAUGUAACAUUAACAAAUAAUUAUAAUUCUCACCCACUUAUAUACUUAAACUCGUUCCUCCUGUUUUUGGCUAUAGCUGAUUAUUAUUUAAUUCGUCGGAAUCAAAAAAUUAAAUUAAAUUUUUUCAAAACCACAACAAACUACAGUUUAAACAAAAGUUAUCAAGCUAAGCAAAAUAUUCUUUCAAUGAAAACCAUUUUUCCCCUUGAUUUUUCUUAUUCAUUUAUCUACACAAUAUUUAUUAUUUCGACAAACUUUAUUCGAUAUAAACGUGAAGAAUAUGGCCAGCUUGUGUAUAUACGGGCACAUGAAGGCUUAACUCUAGUAAAUAUUUAA